Messenger RNA from Pollicipes pollicipes, 2394 nucleotides. It is a transcript of the gene O-fut1, whose product is annotated as O-fucosyltransferase 1. Gene Ontology annotation, molecular function: peptide-O-fucosyltransferase activity. The transcript has 8 exons. The record is from RefSeq and is a predicted model, not a curated record. Gene Ontology annotation, biological process: protein O-linked glycosylation via fucose; Notch signaling pathway. The coding region runs from base 90 to 1292 and encodes 400 amino acids. Lineage: Eukaryota; Metazoa; Arthropoda; Thecostraca; Pollicipedomorpha; Pollicipedidae.
CGGUGCCAGGCCCAGUCAGGCCGGCUAGCGAUUAUUGGGUCUCGUUACCGUGGCAUGCCUAGAGUAAGGUGAAGACAGGAAAAAGUACAAUGGAUAUAUGCUCCAUAGCUGUUACUUGCUUGAUAAUUCUCAAUAGCCUGUUCAUCACUGUCUUCAGCACCAAGGAUGUAGCCAUUGAUGACAAUGGCUAUAUAUUAUUUUGUCCAUGCAUGGGUCGAUUUGGAAAUCAGAUGGACUACUUCUUAGGCACCUUAGGGUUCGCCAAGGCCCUGAACAGAACGCUGGUUCUGGCGCCAUGGGUUGAAUAUCGUAUGUAUCAGCCUAAGUCAAUUCAGGUGCCAUUUGACGAAUACUUUCGGGUUGAUGCGGUCGCGCGGUUCCAUCCUGCGAUUACCAUGGAAACGUUCAUGGACGAGAUUGCACCAACCAUCUGGCCACCAGAGAAGAGGAUUUCGUUCUGCCACCAGAAACGGCAGUCUUUCGGCGGCAAGCCCAAUGACCCGUGCGCCUCUAAGAACGGUAAUCCGCCGGGCCCCUUCUGGGACACAUACGAGAUCGACUUCGUCGGCUCCGAGCUUCAUGGUCCGCUCUCUUACGACGUGCACAACGUGCCGGGCGAGGCGGAACGGUGGCGCCACCGCUACCCGGCCGACCGCUGGCCAGUGUUGGCGUUCGCUGGCGCGCCGGCCUCGUACCCGGUGCUGGAGCAGAACGCGGCGCUCCAGCGGCACUUCCAGUGGUCGGACAAGGUGGCGCGGCGCGCCGCGGCCAUCAAGAGCCGGCUGCCGGUCGGACCGUACGUGGGCGUCCACCUGAGGCUCGGCUCCGACUGGGAGAAGGCGUGCGAGCACGUGCGGGACGCCGCCAGCAACAUGUUCUCGUCGGCUCAGUGUCUGGGCUACCGGCGUGAGCACGGCAAGCUCUCGCACGCGCUCUGCUACCCGCCCUGGAGCACGGUCGUGCGCCAGGUGCGCCGGGCCGUCAAGCGCGUGCAGGCCGUGGCGCUGUACGUGGCGACGGACGCCCCCGACCGGCUGGGUCCGCUCCGCCGCGCCCUGGCCAACUCUGAUCUGGAGAUCGUGACGGGGCAGCCGGACGGCUCGGACGGCGACUCGGACCCGCACGCCGACCUAGCCGUGCUGGGCCGCGCCAACUUCUUCAUCGGCAACUGCGUCUCCUCCUUUACGGCUGUGGCCAUACGGGAGCGCGCCGCGCUCGGCCUGCCGUCCGGCUUCUGGACCUUCCCGCCCGAGCCGGAGCGGCGCUCCCAGCGGCCGGACGACGAGCUGUGAACGGCGGCGGGGACCAGACGGUCCGGUGACGGUCCGGUGACGGUCCGGUGACGUGUCGGUGACGCGCCGUUGACGUGCCGGUGACGGGCCGGUGACGCGCCGGUGACGUGUCGGUGGCGGUCCGGUGACACGCCGGUGGCGGACGUGCCGUCUCGCCCUUUCGGCCGCUUGUGAGGGUGCUCGGCAGCCUGCGCUGUGUGCCCGACUGUGAUAUGCCAGCGACGCCCGGGUGUCGCCCAGGCUUCCAGCGACCGCUCGCCCCGGCCGCGGUGUACGUGAUCUCCAGUGGUAGCGCAUCGAUCGACUUUGUUUACAUCUCCAGAUGGUCGCUGACGGCAGUCUGUGCGUUUUAAAGCGUCGUGGUUUCGUGACGUUUCAUUCUUUGUUGUGGCCGUUCGUGUUUCCCUGCUAAAAACGGCUGGGCAUCUGAAAUGAACAGCAGGAGCAGCAGCACAUUUCUCGUUCCAUGCGGCCCCUCGACAGUCAUUCGUGUGCACCUAUGCUAUGUACUUGACGUCGACCUUUGUUUUUUACUGAUGCAUCAGUAUGUGGCACGGAAGCAGACAUACAAACACACACACAAACAAACAAACAAACAAACAAACAAACAGACAGACAGACAGACAGACAGACAGACAGACAGACAGACAGACAGACAGACAGACAGACAGACAAUCGCUCACGCAGCUCUGGAGGCGCUGUAACGCGACACGCGUUACAGCGCUUUAUCGCCUAGCGCUUUCCUUUACAGCGUAAAGGCGCGUCAUCUGCCAAAUCCAGCUUCCGCCGGAGGUGCGCUCAGAGCACCCCACAAUGACACUCAGAAAUGUUCUUGUAAGCCUAGCUCAUUUGGCGUCCACUCAACACGCCGUACGCCAUGGCCUCGCGUGGGUGCGUUUACUCUGCUCUUUGGUGUCGUUCAUUUUACUGGUUUUGACCUGGCCUAUGCCUGCCAUGAUGUGCGUCGCGAAAAGAUCUGCUGAGCUACUGUGCAUUGCUUGUCAUUACUACAUGUGAUCGAAAUCUUAAGUUAUCAGCUAUGGUAGCACGGGUAUUGUGGCAUAACUCAGCUAAGAUGUCGGCAAGUGAACAAUACAUGUUA